Messenger RNA from Capronia coronata CBS 617.96, 843 nucleotides. RefSeq lists its product as uncharacterized. Gene Ontology annotation, molecular function: protein binding. The record is from RefSeq and is a predicted model, not a curated record. The transcript is spliced from 4 exons. The coding region runs from base 1 to 843 and encodes 280 amino acids. NCBI's taxonomy places the organism in Eukaryota, Fungi, Ascomycota, Eurotiomycetes, Chaetothyriales, Herpotrichiellaceae.
AUGUUCAGCAGCAGAAAGGCUCGUCCGUCCGAUAGCUUCUCGUCUCGAUAUGGGACCAGCAAGUCGAUCAAGCCUAGAUCCUCCCACCGAGAGCAGUCCAUCACAAGAGCCCUCGAGAGGACGGAGUCCAUGAGGACCACCAAAAGAGAACCCAGUGCUCAUACGAGCCCACCGGCGGGGAGCACACUCACCUCCGCCAUCGUCACUCUCUGUGUCGGGCGUGAGCAGAGACUCUUUGCUGGACACGAAGAAGUCCUGUGUCGAUCACCCUUCUUCGAAGCUGCCUGCAGGGGCCAGUUCUUCGAGAACAAUGCGAGAAGAAUCAACCUCCCUGACGAGCAGCCGGAGAUCCUCUCCGCAGUUCUCGAGUAUCUCUACAAAGGGGACUACUAUCCGAAGUUGAUUCAGAACAAAAGAAAGGACACCUGGGAAGUCGAAGACGACGAGAAUGGCAGCAAUACCACCAUCUUCUGCCUUGCCGCCAAACAGACACUGAUGAAAGACACUGUCAUCUACUGCACGGCUGAGCGCUAUGGACUCGACGAGCUCAAACGCCUCGCCCUUCGCAAACAAGGCUUGCGACACGGCAUGCAGAUCUCCACCAUCCUCGCCUCAGCACGCUUUGCAUACAACCACACUCCCAACUCCGACUCGAAGCUCCGGGCUCAAUAUCUGACAUUGAUCAUCCGCAGCCGGCACAACUUCAAGAAAAGUGGCACUAUGAAGGUCGAAAUGGAGCAGGGCGGUACCCCUCUGUUUUUCGAUCUCUUCGUCGCCAUGUGUAAUCAUAUGGAUGACUUGAAGACCAUGCGGUCUCCUUUCUCAUCACCAUUCACUCGCUAG